Venustampulla echinocandica is the source of this 450-nucleotide messenger RNA. Its product is annotated as Ubiquitin-conjugating enzyme E2. Gene Ontology annotation, molecular function: ubiquitin conjugating enzyme activity. Gene Ontology annotation, cellular component: nucleus. The coding region runs from base 1 to 450 and encodes 149 amino acids. Lineage: Eukaryota; Fungi; Ascomycota; Leotiomycetes; Helotiales; Pleuroascaceae. The transcript has 4 exons. Gene Ontology annotation, biological process: protein K63-linked ubiquitination; DNA damage tolerance. The record is from RefSeq and is a predicted model, not a curated record.
AUGGCGUUGCCAAAAAGGAUUAUCAAGGAGACGGAGAGGUUAAUGGCAGAACCUGUUCCUGGUAUCAGCGCAGUUCCUCACGAGGAUAACCUACGAUACUUUGACGUUUCCAUACACGGUCCCACCCAAUCUCCAUAUGAAGGUGGCAUUUUCAAACUCGAGCUUUUCUUGCCGGACGAUUACCCUAUGACCCCGCCAAAGAUCCGGUUCCUGACGAAGAUUUACCAUCCGAACAUUGAUAAGCUGGGGCGUAUCUGUCUUGAUGUUCUCAAGAGCAACUGGUCUCCUGCUCUCCAAAUCCGCACGAUCCUCCUCUCUAUCCAAGCCCUCCUAGGUGCGCCGAACCCAGAUGACCCACUGGCGCCGGAGGUAGCCAAGCGGUGGAAGGAGGAUGAACAUGCAGCGAUUGAAACUGCCAAAGAAUGGACGCGAACCCAUGCGAUGACCUGA